Messenger RNA from Musa acuminata subsp. malaccensis (wild Malaysian banana), 4315 nucleotides. Its product is annotated as filament-like plant protein 4. Lineage: Eukaryota; Viridiplantae; Streptophyta; Magnoliopsida; Zingiberales; Musaceae. The record is from RefSeq and is a predicted model, not a curated record.
CAUUUCUCCUGCCCCUCUCUUCUCUCCUCUCUCCCCCCCCGCUCUCUCUCUCUCUUCAGCUGUCUGCUGUCGUUGUAGGAGCCCGAAGCGUCAGCGACAUGAUAGCUCAGAGAGCAAGAGAGAGGAGUAGGGUGGCGGAGCAGGGAAGGGAGUAACUACCUCGAUCCUCUCUUCUCGCACCUUCCUCGUUCUCUUCUCUUCCCUCUCUAUUUGCCUCUUUCUCGUCCUAUGUCGAAACAGAGUAUAAAAAGAAGGAUCGAUAGGAACCAAGAACAAUUGCUUUAUUUCGUUCCUUUUCCUUUCGUUUCUUUGGACCAAAACCACUUGCUUCGCCGGAUCUGAUCCCAGAAUUCGCAUCCCGCUGCCAGCAUUCCAUCUGGUCACUGCGCUCACAGAAUCAGUGAAUUCUGCUAAUUGGCUUCUGCAAAGAAUGACUCAACAGCAUAGCUUAUAGGAUAUUUGAUUGAUGAUGGAUCGGCGAAGUUGGCCUUGGAAGAAAAAAUCAUCUGAUAAGACAGUGAUUACAACUGACUCAUCCACUUCCACUUUGUCUAAUUCUGGUGGAAAUCAAGCAGACCAGGAUGUUAACAGCACUGUCAAAUAUGUACAAAUUUCUGCAGAGUCAUAUGCCCACCUGACUGAAUUGGAAGACCAAGUGAAGAUCUUGCAAGAAAAAUUAUCUACAGCACAAACUGAGAUGACAACCAAGGAUAAUCUAGUCAAGCAACAUGCUAAGGUUGCUGAAGAAGCAGUCUCAGGUUGGGAAAAAGCUGAAGCUGAAUCAUCUGCACUGAAACAUCAACUUGAAUCUGUCACACUGUUAAAGCUUACAGCUGAAGAACGGGCAUCUCAUCUUGAUGGUGCCCUGAAGGAGUGCAUGAAGCAGAUAAGAAAUGUGAAAGAAGAAAGUGAGCAAAAAUUACACGAUGUAGUCUUCGCCAAAACUAAGCAAUGGGAAAAGCUCAAAGCAGAGCUAGAGGCAAAACUAGAUUAUUUUGAGCAGGAACUGCUUAGAGCUUCUGCUGAAAAUUCAGCUCUUUCAAGAUCUCUUCAAGAACGUUCAGAUAUUCUGAUGAAAAUUACUGAUGAGAAGAUGCAAGCUGAUUGUGAGAUCGAAGUGCUAAAUAACAAUAUUCUGUCAUGUGAAAAAGAAAUUAAUUCAAUGCAAUAUGAGCUACAUGUUAUUUCUAAGGAGCUUGAAAUUCGGAGUGAAGAGAAAAAUAUGAGCAUAAAAUCUGCUGAUGCAGCGAACAGACAGCAUUUGGAGGAUGUAAAGAAAAUGUCAAAACUAGAAGCUGAAUGCCAAAGAUUGCGUGGUCUUGUUAGGAAAAAGCUGCCUGGGCCUGCUGCAUUAGCACAAAUGAAACUAGAAGUUGAAAAUUUAGGCCGUGAUCAUGGGGAGACUAGAUUACGACGAUCACCUGCCAAGAAUCCUAGCCCUCCUUACAUUUCAACACCUGCUGCUGAUUUUGCCUCUGAAAGCAUCCACACUAUGCACAAGGAGAAUGAGUUUCUUACAGCACGUUUAUUAACAAUUGAGGAAGAAACAAAGAUGUUAAAAGAGGCUUUGUCAAAACGUAACAGUGAGUUACAGGCUUCGAGAAACAUGUAUGCUAAAACUGCAAGCAAGCUUCGAAGUGUUGAAGCACAGAUGCUGACCCUGAACCAACAGAAGAUAUCAUCAAAUCCAACUUUUGACAUCUCAUCUGAUACCAAUUUAAGCCAAAACGAAAGCAACCCACCAAGCUUGACAUCCAUGUCUGAAGAUGGAAUUGACGAGGCAGAGAGUUAUUCUGAAUCAUGGUCUGCAGCAUUAAUGUUGGAACUCUCGCAAUUCAGAAAAGAAAAGGACACCGUGAAGCACAAGAAUACAGUCAAUUCAAAAAAUUUGGAACUUAUGGAUGAUUUUCUGGAGAUGGAGAGGUUAGCUUGUAUGUCAACAGAGUCCAAUGGAACAAUUACCAUUCCUGGAGGUGUGCUUGAUAAGAUGAAAACUGAAAAUGCUGGUGGCAUGUUACUAGCUGAUAUUCUGGAUAGUACUAGUAAAGGACAGCAGUUUACAUCAGAGAAGGCAGAAACUCUGCCUUGUGCCAAUAAAAAACAUUCUGAAGGAGAACUUGCGAUGAGUAAACUCAGUUCUCUGUUGAGAAAACUUCAGACAAGAAUAGUUUCUACUUUUAAGUUGCUGGAUCAGGAAGUUGAUAUUGGUAGAGUUUUGGAGGAUAUAAGACGCAUCCUGCAGGAAACACAAGAAGAGUUGCCUCAGAAUUCUGUAAGCUGCAUCAUUAAAGAAAAUUAUUCUAUAGAUGCUCCUUGUCAACAAAAAGCUUGUGAUGAUGACACGGACAAAGCUACUAAUAUUGGCUUUUCUUUUAAGCACGACAAAGUUUCAUAUGCUGAUGAUAAGCAUGAAUUAGGUCUACAGUUGAGGAAUGCGAUAUCUGAGGUUCAAGAUUUUGUUAUUUCUAUAGGUAAGGAAUCCUUAGGACCACAAGAUAGGCAAUCUGAUGUUCAAGGACUAAAUGAGAAAAUCCAGCAGUUCUCUUCUUAUGUUGAAGAUAUACUGUAUAAUGGGAAAAGCUUGAAUGAUUUUAUACCUAUUUUAUCCCAUAUAUUGUCUGAAGCCGGUAAGAUGGGCUUUAAGAUGACCUUUAAUAUUGGCAAAGAAUGGGAUAACAAUAUCUCAGAUUGCAUAGACAAGGUAACAUUACUUGAAAACAGAGUGGCUCAUCAGGAUCCAAGAAAUGAGACAUUUUCUGGAAGGUCUAUGGCUUUAUCUCAGUCUUCCUCUCAUCCAGAUAUUGAAGGGCCUACCAGCGACAGCUUUGAACAAAGGAACACAAUGCAUAAAUUAUCUGUGAAGGAUUUUGAAGAGAUGAGGUUGGAGAAAGAAAACAUGCAAUUAGAAUUGUCUACUUGCAGCAAAUUGUUGGAAGAGACAAAACUUCAGCUAGUUGAAACUGAACAAAAUUUGGCAGAUCUUAGAUCCCAGUUGGCUGCUAGCCAAAAAUCAAACAGCUUGUCUGAAACACAAUUGAAGUGUAUGGCUGAGUCCUAUAAGUUACUGGAAUCACGAGCACAGCAAUUAGAUGCUGAAAUAAACCUGCUGCGUACAGAAGUACAAACAUUGAAAAAUGAGCUUCUGGAAGAAAGGCAAAUUCAUCAGGAUGAUUUGACCAAAUUAAGAGAUCUUCAAGAGCAGUUUGAGAGGAAUGAAAAGUCCAAAAUGUGCUCAGACGCUGACAUUGAUACCGAGGCAAAACAGGAGAAAGAGAUAGCAGCAGCUGCAGAGAAGCUUGCAGAGUGUCAGGAGACCAUACUUCUGCUUGGCAGGCAAUUGCAAGCCUUUCGUCCAUCAGCAGAACAAUCAGAUACCUUUCCAAAUAGUAGACAUCUCAUGAACUUCAGCUAUUUGGAAGAUGUGCUAGACGCUAGUGAUUUUAGCGCCCAAAACAUGUAUAAGGCAAGGCAUUCAGUGUCUGAAACAGAAAGUGCAGCUGCUUUUAUCACACCAAGAGCUGGUGGCGAAUCCCCCUUGGAUGGAUACAACUCUCAGAUUAGCCCAUCUGAUGCCGAAGCAAGUUCUUUUCCCAAAUCACCUAUCAACUCAAAGCACCAGAAGCAUAGGCCUUCCCGGUCAUCCUCUUCUACUUUUCCUAAUGCUUUGACUGAGAAGCAUGGACGUGGUUUCAGCAGGUUUUUCUCAAAAGGGAGAAAUUGAUCAUUAGUUAAAGUUUUUAAGAUAACUUUUCUCUUGAAGGAUAUCCUGAAAUUUAGCGCGAUGGAAAAAUGAGUGCAUAGUUAUCUUCAGACUUCAGAGCCGAGCAGUUGCAGUUUUGAGCCUUAAGUGGGUUGUGCUUGUUUGCGAUGGUAAUUACUAAUUUCUUGCAAUCAAUGCAUGCGCCUUGAAGCUUUUUUUUGCCUUGCAACUUGUUUAGCAAUAUCCAUCUUCUCGAUGAAGAUCAACAGUUAUCAUGGCAGUUGUGGGUUUUCCAUACACAAAUUUCUGUACAUUGUCAUCGCAAAGUCAACGAAUUCCUUUCAAGCAACAUAAGCAUUGUAACACAGCUGUGAUUUUUGAACCUGUUUGAUGUACAGUGGACUGGCAUAAAAUCUGGUUCCUUCAAAUGAAAGUUUGGUUUAUGAAGUCAAUCAGUGUCUUAAAUCUAGAGGCCCUUUAGAUUUAUCAAAGUUUCACUUGUGGAUUGUGAAAGUUUUUGACCCUCUCUUCCCCGUCAUUCUUGAUGUGUGCUUCGAUUUGUCAAAACGAAUUUGGAAAUAUUUGGACCCUUUAAUACUGUAAGCUUUAUUUUUA